UCCACAUCAUCAAGCAAUCCUUGACGUCCAUAAAAAUCUGCACAGUCCUAUCGGGGUCUCUGCAUUUUGGAAUUCAUGUGUUCUAACGCAAUAGGCAACCGAGAGAGCGCAGGAUAAAUCCGGAGUUUCUCCACUCUCCGUCACUGGUAGAACUGACUCAAAAGGAUCAUGCUGUACACCCUUGGGCGUCUUUGCACAUGCAAGCACUGCACAGAUCGUGUGCUUGAUUCUCGCCUGUAAAGAACUCGUGCUAGAUGCCAUUUGCGGUCUUGAUGAAUCGGCUGUUUUGCUGCAUGAAUGACAGCACUUUUGCUAGGUGCCCAGACCCGCACUGUUUUUCGAUCACAUUCAUGAAGCUAUUGCGAACAUCAACGUUUUCGGUAUGAAGGUAUGUGCCAAUCAGACCGGAUCGGCUACUUGCUAGUGAUGCUUGGGACUUGUCUGCCCAAUGUAAAUUCCAAGACACAGCGAUCUUCUCUUUCCAGCAUUCGCGCGAACAGUCCUUUCUUGUCUCGCUAGACCCGCGGAUUUCCUCCCCAAGCCUGCUUUUGCUGUUGUCUGGAUAACUCCAAAAAUUUUCAAUCCAUAGCUUCAAUCGAUUGGAAACCGAGCCACCCUGGAAGUGUCCUUCUGAUCGAGAAGCAACUAUGGCGUUCGAGUUGGCCAAUGGUCAUGGGACCACAAGACUGUCUAUCGAGCAGCUCCUGGAACGAGAGCGCCGACUGAAUUCCCCUGACGACAACAGCGUGCAAAGGCAACGAGCGCCACCCGGAAUUGGUAUCCUCAGUCGCACAUUGAUACCUAGUUCCAUGAUCAAGUGGAUAAUACCCGCGCGUUUUCUGCAUGGUGCCAACAUGCAGCUGUUAUUCGUUGGCGAGAACUACAUACAUAUCAAAGAAGUCAUUCCUGACGCCAAGGUUGACUACUGCCUUAGACAUCGCAAGACGAUACCGUACAUCAACGAUCACAUCAGGUCUGUGGCUCUGCUUGGCCGACCCCGCGUAUCCCAACUGUGGCGUGAGGGAAGCCCUAUGCCUGGCAUUGUCGACCUUAUGUUCCACUCUGGCGUGCCUGAACAGGAGCAUCCGGAAUUCCCCAUACAGGUACUAGUGGUGGCACUCAGCUCGGGCUUUCUGCAACUUCUUACACCGGAUCUUGAUUCGACUACCGAAGGGGAAUAUAUCAACUUCAAAUCAAAAUUGAUACCAUUGCCUCUCCCAGAGUACCAUGCAUCAUCACCGGGCUUCAAAAUAGCGGUAGACCCAUUCUCACGGGCAUUUGCCGUUGUUGCCCCAUUUGACCAUGUGGUCGUGUACAAUAAUUAUAGCAGUCGAGAUUUGGCGGCACGGAUAGCGUCGAACAAGGAUGAGUGGAAUCCAAUUCGCCAGGAAAGAAUUUUCAAAAUACCUGGCUGCAUUAUUGCUGUCGAGUUUCUGAACCCCGGCGAGACUUCGAAUGACGUGGUCAUGAUCAUUGUUUCAGCUGUCGGCAGAAGACAUGCUCUGUCAUGCUUCACCUGGAAUCAUCAUGACGGACCACGUUACCGGGCUGUUGUCGAGUCCAAGCCCUUAUACCUAGAACCAGGUUCUUUGUGCAACAUGAUCAUUCCUAUGGCACACACGCCAGAAUUCCUUCUCGUGCACGGCUCAACAAUCAACCUGUUCAUAGACAUAUUAUCCGGUUCUCCCCGUGUGAUGAACAUUAUCAACAAAAAGUCGAACUGGGAAUCUGAACCGGCUCACCCUGCCAACUCGAAACGGCGACCCCACUUUACAGCAUGGUCCCGCCCAAGCAGAGCACCAUCACACAAGGGAGAAUUCUUCUUUCUAAUCCGUGAGGACGGCGCGAUCCGACACUAUGAACGGACCCAGGGUCGCACAGGUCCCUACGGCGUGGUCGGUAAUUCGGGUGAGCUGGGUUGUCAUGUUGGCUCUGCAUUCGCGAGCUUCAACCCGAGGCGAAACACGCCAGACUAUGUGAUCGCAACAGGUGACAUGAGUCCCGGCGAAUUCGCGUCGAUGGGUUUGAACUUGGUGAGAAAUAAAAAUGCUGAGUCGAUGACGAGGCAUGAACAGAUGGAACUCGUUAAACAGGCCACCCUCCCGGACUGGGCGCCGAUUAUGGAUCUCCAUGUUGAUGAAGGAAAUAAGGGAUUUGGCAGGUCUGCAAUUUUGGCAACGACAGGACGUCAACCCUUUGGCGCCCUCAGCGAGUUAAGAAUUGGAAACGAGGCACGAAUCUCAUCUAUUGCUGAUCUGACGCAGCUGGAUGAAUCAUUUGUCGGGGCAAAUGGUCUAUGGGUGCUCCAGGAUCCAGCGGGAGAGCUCGUUCACUUAGUCACCUCAUAUCCGGACCGAACUACAGCCGUCUGCUUAUCCACUGAUGGACAGCUUGAGGAAAGUACGAUUACGCUUGAAAAUGAUCGAAACACAGUCUUUGCUGCCAUCACUCUCAAUGGGACUAUUGUACUGGUUACCGAGACAAAUAUUACUUUGCAAAGACUUACCAAGGAUGAAGAGAUGGAUUUGGAACCGAAUUUUAAACACUACACUUCUAGCAGUCAUAUUACAGCAGCUGUUUGUUACGGGAAUUUUCUUGUCGUGGCUUCGAGGCAGCACUCCUGGUCUUCCCACCUGGAAGUCUUUGAGGUAGGACAAGAAUCAUGCCAUCUCGCUCUUCAUGGAGAGGUGGCAAUUACUAGCAGUGAAAUCACAGCGUUAACAAUGUUUCAACACGGCGUAGACCUGUACGCCAUCAUCGCGACUCGAGAACCUAAGUUAAUGAUAUUGCAACUAAGCGAGGACGGAAGACCAUGUAACACCCCACGAGAGCAAAGCAGCAUGGUCGUCGACGUUCACGAUCUUGUCGUACAAAGCAUGCAAGUUCUGCUGAAGAGAUAUGACAAUGGCAUACAGCCUCAACUUGAGAAAACUGUGGCGUGCGGCACACGAGAUGGUCAGUUGAUUUGUGUUCAUUUGAACACUUCUGCGGGAAUACCUCGAUUUGGAGAGCGCGAAAGCUAUCGCAUUGGCCAUGGACCGGUUGUUGUCAGUUCAGAUACCAGCUCACUUGAUCGUGCGUUCGUUAUCUGCGACGAGGAGGUAAUUUCCAUUACUCAUAAGGAAAUUUCGAGCCCUGUUAUGCUGUUUACAAGUAUAAUCUUCACGGAUGAAAAUGACACCUCAUUCCAGCAAAAGGCUCUCGCCGCCAUCGUGACUUUACCAAUUAACGAGACCACCAAUAAUCCUGGAUUCGAGAUUACAAUAGCGUGUCACGAUGGCCAGAAUUUGAUCUUCGCGAGGCUGUUGUUCGAGCGCAGGACUUUACCUCGACGGCUGCCCCUGAGAAAGUAUAUGCCAAGCUCCAUUCCCGACAUGCCACCCCACGACAUAUCUGGAACUCCGACAAAGCUAUUCUACUCGAAAAAAUUAAAAGCAAACAUUGUUGCUGGCGUAAAAUAUGAACAUCGACCACAUGCCAAAGUUCCAGAGCCAUCAUGGCAAGGGAAGCGCGUCACCCGAGGCUUUCUUAGCAUUAUACCGUCCCACAGUAAUGAGAAUGUAACUCCUCAAGAGGAGCUAUGGAAUGAGAAGAUGACACAGGUAGACUUCGCUCCGUCUGAGCGGAUACUUAGUGCCUGUGAAUGGGUUUUCAAGCGUGAUGGUAAAACGUACGAGUACCUGUUAGCCGGCACGAGCAUUAAAAAAGGCAAACCAAUAAUUCUUAAUGAUGGACAUAAGCGAGAUAAGACCGGUAGACUCUGGUUCUUCGCUGCACGUAAAAGCAGUAACGGGACAGUCAAAUUGGAGUUGAAAGGCAUAAAGGAAAUUGAUCAGCCUGUACGGGCUCUUGCUAACUUGGAUGAGACCAAGGUCAUCGUUGCACAUGAUCACAUACUUUCUGUGUAUACACUAUCUACAACAAACAAGUGGUCUCGUGUCUGCAAGAAAGAACUCCGAAGUACAGCUGUUCACAUCACUGUCGUAGGUCUUCAUAUCUUUGUCACAACGUCGAUCAAUUCGACAAUUGCAUUUGCAUACGAGGCCAAGGAAGUGCAGGGUGAAGAGAAAUUCGAACUCGUUGAGUUGCUCACUGAUGAUGUGUCCCGUCAAGGUAUUACACAUACCGUACUGGAUAUUCAGUGGAGAUCAGUGGAGCCAACAGCAUCUUUCCCCACCACCAGUCAAAGUCAAAGAGAAAAAGAUGAUAAAGUGUUGAGUAUUCUCCUUGGCUCUGAUAAAGACGGUCAAAUCUAUGCACUUGAAAUUCCGAAAUCGCGGACCUGGAGGAGAGCCGCAUCGACCAUAUUCGAGCUUUCGGUGCCUCAAUGUGUUGUCAAAUUCACAUCGGCUAAUGUUCGAGCGCCGUGGUAUAAUCGCGACACUGCAGUACAGGGUGUGCUCAGAGAUGAUAUCAUUGGUGCAACAGCAGACGGCACAGUUUACCAUUUCACCAUCUUGACAGACGAGGCGCGUUUACUCUUCAAAUUUUUGGAGAACCUCGUACGAUGGAACGAAGUGGAGAAUCAAAUUAACAUUCUUCACCUUGAGCAACAGUCUAUCGGACCCCGAGAUACAGAUAUGCAUACCGCUGACAGCGAUGAGGCAGUGCUGGCUUGGCCUAUGCAAAAUGUUAUUAUCGACCCAGAAUUUGUACCAGGUGCCGUCGGUGAGCGGAAAAGGAGAGAUCAAUACGGCAUAAACGGCGAUCUGUUGGAUUGCUUUCUUGGUAAGAAUGGCCGCGUAAAUUUGUGUGAAAUGUUAAACAGAGAGGGCGUAGCGAACUGGAAGGAAGAAAGUCGAUACGUAGGCAACCAGAGGCACAUGAAGUGGAAGAAGUUCCGAGAACUUGUUCAGAGGCAUCUUGGGCCAGUUGAAACGACAAGUGAACAGGAUCAAGAGCAGAUGAUAGAUAGAUGCAUCAAUUGGCUGGAGGAAGUCAUGAGACCUGUAUUAUGAACAAAUUAGCCCUGGAUGCAGUUGUUCCGGCAAUAUCAGGAUGGUUUGACGCCAGUGACAGCGUUUGCUGCCGCAAUUGAAAAAUGAACUUGUACCGUUAAAUUCACUUCGAACUGAUUCUUGUUUUCAACAUGCCACAAAAUGAUUCAAACAUUGAAC
Verruconis gallopava is the source of this 5117-nucleotide messenger RNA. RefSeq lists its product as uncharacterized. Gene Ontology annotation, biological process: mRNA splicing, via spliceosome. The transcript is spliced from 3 exons. The record is from RefSeq and is a predicted model, not a curated record. Gene Ontology annotation, molecular function: U2 snRNA binding; protein binding. Gene Ontology annotation, cellular component: nucleus; U2 snRNP. The coding region runs from base 648 to 4958 and encodes 1436 amino acids. Lineage: Eukaryota; Fungi; Ascomycota; Dothideomycetes; Venturiales; Sympoventuriaceae.